Nematocida ausubeli is the source of this 1047-nucleotide messenger RNA. RefSeq lists its product as uncharacterized. NCBI's taxonomy places the organism in Eukaryota, Fungi, Microsporidia. The record is from RefSeq and is a predicted model, not a curated record. The transcript has a single exon. The coding region runs from base 1 to 1047 and encodes 348 amino acids.
AUGAAAAUAGGCAUAAUAGUUCUUUUUCCACUAGUGCUGUGCGACGUAGCCCAGAAUGUCAUUGACGCCAUACAAGAAAGCAGAAAGAAAUACAACUUGCGAGAGCUGAAAGUAAUAGACCCCCUGAUUGAAAUAGCCAGAGACAGAACAGAGUUCCUUGCUGGGUCAAAAGAGCUAAUAAAUAAAACAGAGGUGCUGUGGGAUCUGGCUGAGAAGCAUGGAUACAAGCCUAUAGCAAUGGGAGAAAACAUAGGAAAGAGCAUAAGCAAAGAAAAAGAGGGCAUGGACAUAUUUGAGGAGUGGAUUAAGUCUGAAACACACAGAGAGAACAUUAUUAAUGCACCAGAGUACACCCACCUUGGCGUGUACAAGCUGAAAACAGAGACAACCAUAUAUCUGUCUGCAAUAUUUGGGCAGCUGAAGAUACUAGACAAAGAGGAAACAGCGCAGCCCAAAAAUAGUGUUCUACCUGCAGAAGGUAACAGCAACAAUGGCCCAAUAGUUACAAGCACCAGGACCACAGCUGCGCCAAGCCAGCCGCCCCUUAUAGAAAAGCAGCCAGCAGACGCACAGAUGGGUCCUGCUGCUGCAGCACCAGCCCCUAGCCCUAUAGAAAGUAAGAAUGCAACGACUGCAGGCGCGCAGCAAAGCGAGAUGUAUAAUACAAUUGAGCUAGUGUAUCCUGGAAUAGCUGGACUCGAUGGCAAACCAACUCCAAAGAUACCGAUUCAGUUUGUUCUUGUGGGAAGGGAUGGAAAGGAGAUUCAACAAGUGCCCAAGUUGAGAAAAGAAACAGAGCAGGAGCUAAUUCAGAAAAGUACACUAACCCCGCGAGCUGGAAAUUUCUUGCCACAGCUACUCUCUGCUUCAUCUGCUGCCAUAGAGCCCAUAAAGCCAGGCGCUUCCAAUGAGCAGAUGCAUAACAUGCCACUCAGCUUGCCAAAUGCCAACCCACAGCAUAAAACAGUUAUAAAGCUAAUAAUGGUACAGCCAUCACCAAACACACAGCCAAGCAUAAGAGCAGAGCCUGCGGUAGUGCCUAUUUAG